Molecule: messenger RNA, 2626 nt
Organism: Nematolebias whitei (Rio pearlfish)
Lineage: Eukaryota; Metazoa; Chordata; Actinopteri; Cyprinodontiformes; Rivulidae
Gene: gucy1a2
Product: guanylate cyclase 1, soluble, alpha 2
Exons: 10
Coding region: 70-2493 (807 amino acids)
Biological process (GO): response to oxygen levels; cGMP biosynthetic process
Cellular component (GO): guanylate cyclase complex, soluble
Molecular function (GO): guanylate cyclase activity; heme binding
Source: RefSeq, a predicted model, not a curated record
ACGUGGAACGGAGCCUGCUGCUGUAGCAUCAUCUUCCUCAGCGUCACCAUCAUCCUCCUCUUCCUCGACAUGUCCUCGUCGUCGCGCAAGAUUUCCUCCGAGUCGUUCAGCAGCUCGGUGGGCUCGGACUGCGGGCUCGAGAGCCCCGGGGGAGACGGAGGGGACGGCGCCCUGGAGCCGGCGCUGGAGAGCCGAGGCUGCCCGUUCGCCUCCUUCCCGUCCGCCCACAGAGCGGCUCUCUGGAACGGCCGCAGCCCGGGAGACAGGCCGGUGUGCCCGGCGGGCGACGAGCAGCAAGCACCCUGCGUGCCCCACAAGAGGGCGACCAGGAGGAGACGGGUGAACCUCGACUCGCUGGGGGAGAGCCUGAAGCGACUCACCUCACCCACGACGCAGACUGUUCAGGAAGCUCUUCAACGAACUCUACAAUUCUACAGACAACAAGAGAUCAGAUGCGAGGAAGUUGAAAGUGAUGAAAGGCGAAGAAAAAAGAAAGAGGAGAAGUGCCCACUACUAGAAAAUUCUGGUUCAGAGGAAGACGUCCUACAAAUUCUUCAGUACAUGGGCACAAUAUUAGGAGUACCAUUCUGUGAGCUGCGAGAGCAUUUUGGUGAGGAGUUCUUUGGCCUCUGCUUUGAAGAGAACGAGCGUGUGCUUCGGGCCGUAGGCGGCAACCUUCAGGAUUUCUUCAAUGGCUUUGACGCCAUUUUAGAACACAUUCGCACCUCCACGGGGCGCCGCGCCUCCUCAGAGAGCCCCUCCUUCCAGUGCAAGGACCCCCACGAAGAGGAGAAAGGCAGAGGAAAAUUGAACAAAGUUGGCACCAGCGGAGACCGAGCUGGAAGAGGGAAGGUGUUGCUGCUCCAUUGUUUCCACCCUGCACCUGUAGUUGGAUUAGUUAUGCCAGGUUUGAUUAGAGCUGUCGCCAGGCGGAUCUUUCAUUCACAAGUCGAGGUGGAAGAAGUGCCCCCUCUCACCCCCCUGCUGCCAAAUGAAGAUUCAGAACAUACUGACUGUGACUCUACAACCCCCACACCCACUGCUUCCCCCACUGCCUCUCCGUCCUCAUCCUCGUCCCCUCCCUCGCUUUUUCCAACUUCUGUUCCUACAGUUUGUCUGUCCUUCCUAAUCCAGGAGACAUGCCCUCCCUCGCUCGCUUCCUUCCCAAAUUUUGCCUCGGGGAGCACCAGCCGGCCCCCACUCUCACUCUCCACCAACCCCAGUGACCUUCGCAUUUCCCUGGCUACAUUUUGCCGUGCCUUUCCGUUUCACCUCGUCCUGGGGCCUCGCAUGGAGCUGCUGCAGCUUGGAGAGGGACUGAGGAGACAGGUUCGCAUCGAGCCUCACCGGAGCCUCUCGUUCAGGGACUGUUUUGAGAUCGUCUCGCCCAAGAUGGAUCCCUCUUUCAAGGGCAUCUUGUUGAGACUUGCAUCCCCAUUUACCAUCCGGACCAGGCCCGACAGCACACAGGCUGGCACCAAGGAGAAGGUGAUGGAGCUGAAGGGUCAGAUGAUCCAUGUGCCCGAGUCCUGCUCUUUGAUGUUUCUGGGCUCUCCUCGUGUGGAUAAGUUAGAGGAGCUGAUGGGCAGGGGCCUCCAUCUCUCAGAUAUACCUAUCCACGAUGCCACACGAGACGUUAUCCUUGUAGGGGAGCAGGCCAAGGCCCAGGACGGCCUAAAGAAAAGAAUGGACAAACUCAAGGCCACACUAGAGCGCACUCACCAGGCUCUGGAGGAAGAGAAAAGGAGGACUGUGGAUCUCCUGUAUUCAAUAUUUCCAGGAGAUGUGGCACAGAAACUGUGGCAGGGUCAGCCAGUACCUGCUCGUAAAUUUGAUGAUGUCACUAUGCUGUUCUCGGACAUCGUGGGUUUUACUGCCGUUUGUGCCCAUUGCACGCCCAUGCAGGUUAUCUCCAUGCUGAAUGAACUCUACACGCGCUUUGACUACCAGUGUGGCAUUCUGGAUGUUUAUAAGAUUGAGACAAUAGGUGACGCUUACUGUGUAGCUGGAGGGCUUCAUAAGAAGGUUGACAGCCAUGCGAAACCAAUCGCUCACAUGGCUCUGAAGAUGAUGGAGCUGUCUGAGGAAGUGCUGACACCUGAUGAGAAACCUAUCAAGAUGCACAUCCGUAUUCACACAGGUUCAGUCCUGGCAGGUGUGGUCGGGGUUAAAAUGCCACGCUACUGUCUGUUUGGGAACAACGUGACUCUAGCCAGCAAGUUUGAAUCAGGAAGUCAUCCGAGGUGCAUCAAUGUUAGUCCGACAACAUAUCAGUUGUUAAAGGACGACCGCUCUUUUUCUUUUGUCCCUCGCUCACGCCAGGAACUCCCAGAUAAUUUUCCCAAAGAGAUCCCAGGGACGUGUUACUUCCUGGAGGCGGGGACGUCCCACAGCCACGCCUCCCUUACCAGCUCUCGCUCCGCGCCUCCGGCCUCUAUGAGGAAAGUCUCUUACAGCAUCGGCACCAUGUUUCUAAGAGAAACAAGUCUGUAGAUCCACAUGGAAACCAGUUUGCACAGGUGUUCAUGAUGGGAGGGACUGGUCUUGAACCCAAGGAAUAUGUAGGAGACUUAAAUCUGUGGAUAUGCAAAUGCAUUCUGUAAAAACUUGGAUAGACGCUUCCAUC